This is a messenger RNA of Penicillium nucicola, 1122 nucleotides long. Its product is annotated as ABC transporter substrate-binding protein. NCBI's taxonomy places the organism in Eukaryota, Fungi, Ascomycota, Eurotiomycetes, Eurotiales, Aspergillaceae. The record is from RefSeq and is a predicted model, not a curated record. The transcript has 3 exons. Bases 1 to 1122 code for a protein of 373 amino acids.
AUGGCGCCAUUCAAGGCUUUCAUUGCAAGUCUGGGUCUUGUUGGCUUUGCCUCCGGUGCAAUUCUCCCAAAGAUCAACAGUUAUCCUGGACAUAAUCUGGCCUUGGAGAACAGAACACUAGAUGAGAUCUACGCUGCUGCAAAGAAUGAAACUGGUGAAUUAGUGGUUCUUUGGGGUGGAGAUGCCGUUAGUCAAGGAGACUCAACAAUUGCUGCAUGGAAAUCCCGAUUCCCCGAUAUCAAGCUGAACUUGACUGUGGAUGUUUCGAAAUACCACGACAGUCGUGUCAAUCGCCAGUUCCAGCGUGAUGGUACCGACGGUGCUGAUAUUGCUGUCUUGCAGACCCUGCAUGAUUAUGGCCGCUGGAAGCGUGAGGGCAGACUUCUUCCCUACAAGCCUCUCAAUUGGGAGGAUGUAUACUCUUCAGUCAAAGAUCCCGAAGGUGCCUUCCUUGGAGUAUUUAUCUAUCAGUUCGGCAGCUUUGUCUACAACAAAGAAUCACUGAAGGCAUCCGACCUUCCCUCGACGUACGACGAACUCACCAACCCUUUCUGGAAGAACAAGCUUGUUCUCACCCAACCCAACGACGAUGACGCGAUCACCUACUUGUUCUCAACCAUAAUCGAAACAUAUGGCUGGGAAUGGUUCGAAGAUCUCCAAAAGCAAAACGUGAAGUGGGUUCGUGGCACAGGUGAGCCGGCAAACUACGUGGCAGAGACAAACACCUCGCGCGUUUUGUCAUUCACCACAAACUUGAACGGCGCCAACAAUAUUGCCAACCAGCCCGUGAAUGACAGUCGCAUUCUGUGGCCUCAAACUGCUGCCAUCUUUGCUUCUACCCCUCGACCGGAGAGCUCCAGGCUGUUUUUGAGUUGGUUGCUCAGUGAUGAACACCAGCAAACAUUUGGUGAUAGCGGUAGCUAUCUCAUCCGGAAAGAUUUGAAGGCUAAAGCUGGGAGUGUUUGGGAUGAUCCUUACACAGCUCUUACUGAGUUUGCUACUUUUAUGGAGAACCGUGAUCUUGUUGAGUGGUGGCGUCUUCAGUUUGAGACUUCUCUUGGUGUUGCCAAGGGCGUAAGCCCUGUUGAAUCUUUCUUUGGAAAGAUGCACGCUAAAAAGUGA